Messenger RNA from Anopheles marshallii, 1056 nucleotides. RefSeq names its product trichohyalin-like. Bases 1 to 1056 code for a protein of 351 amino acids. The record is from RefSeq and is a predicted model, not a curated record. Gene Ontology annotation, cellular component: extracellular matrix. NCBI's taxonomy places the organism in Eukaryota, Metazoa, Arthropoda, Insecta, Diptera, Culicidae. The transcript has 2 exons.
AUGGCGUUAAAGUUUACGAUAUUCUUAAUAGCGGCUGUGAGUGCUGCCAGUCUUCAAGACUAUCACCAGCAAACACACCAACAGCAGCAGCAGCAACAGCAGCAGCUACAACAACAACAAAACCAGGCCGAUCCGUGGGAUUUAAAACGAUACGCAUCUGAUGCACAGCAUUUAAACGAUGAACAAGUAGGAUAUGAUUUUUCAUAUUCAGUUCACGACCCUGUCACCGGAGACCAAAAGAGCCAAGAAGAAUCUCGCCGCAAUGGUCACGUUCGUGGUCAGUAUUCUUGGGUAGAUGCCGAUGGUAUUCGCCAGAUUGUCAACUAUCGUGCUGACGAUCGUACUGGAUUCAAUGCGGAACAGCGUCGCGAACCUGCAAAUCGCCCACGACUCAACAGAGUGUUGCAGUUAAUCCCUGCUCAAACAGUAGCUCCUCUUUACACUAUUGACGCCAUUCUAGCUCCUGCCUACACUUCCGUGUCCCGCAUUGAUCAAAUACGACGACGUGAACAGGUGUCGCAUGAUAACCGAGAAGAAAGCACUGACGAAGAUCGUGAUAAUCGAAGCCAUGUUCGAGAUGCGCUAGCGGAUAAUCGUGAAGAUCGUCGUGAUAGUAUUCGAAAUGAUCGCCUAGAGGAACCACGCGAUGAUCGUCGAGAAGAGCGUCGUGAUGAUGGACGUGACGAACGCCACGAGGAACGCCGUGAAGAACGCCGUGAUGAACGCCGUGACGACCGCCGUGAAGAUCGCCGUGAUGACCGCCGUGAAGAUCGCCGCGAGGAACGCCGUGAAGACCGUCGUGAGAAUCUCCGUGACGAUCGGCACGAUAAUCGCGAGGAUACCCGCCAGAACAGUUUGCGAGACGAUCGAGUCGAUGAGCGCAACGAAGAUCGACGAGGAGAACGCCAUGAUGAUCGCCGUGAAGAGCGACGUGAGGAACGCCGAGAUGAUCGACGUGACAAUCGUGAUGAUCGACGUCAAGCAGGUCAAGAAAUUGCAUCACAAUCGGAAGUUCGAUUCCAAGCGCCAUCGGUUUCUUAUCAGUACAGUAACUGA